Stegodyphus dumicola is the source of this 418-nucleotide messenger RNA. RefSeq names its product ketimine reductase mu-crystallin. Gene Ontology annotation, molecular function: hormone binding. The record is from RefSeq and is a predicted model, not a curated record. Gene Ontology annotation, cellular component: cytoplasm. NCBI's taxonomy places the organism in Eukaryota, Metazoa, Arthropoda, Arachnida, Araneae, Eresidae.
UUUAUAAAAAUUUAAUUGAGGUUGUUAAUAUUAUUUUAUAUUUCAGAUCUUAGAUGGUGAAGUUAUAACUAGCAUGAGAACUGCUGCUGCAUCAGCAGUAGCUACCAAGUAUCUAGCAUCAAAAGAAUCAAAACAUCUAGCAAUAUUAGGAGCUGGAACUCAAGCCCGCAGUCAUUAUCAGGCUUUAUGCCACAUUUAUAAUUUUGAAAAGAUAUUUAUUUGGAAUAUUAAUGCUGAAAAUGCUAUAAAGCUUAGAGAUGAGAUACAAGAUACUGGAAAACAAUGUAUUGCUUGUCACACUGUUAAAGAUGCUGUUGAAACUGCAGAUAUCAUUGUUACUGCAACCAUGGCACAAAAGCCUAUAUUAAAAAAGGAAUGGGUCAAAAUGGGAGCACAUAUAAAUGGUAAAUCAUUUUAA